Messenger RNA from Gymnogyps californianus (California condor), 3408 nucleotides. It is a transcript of the gene MYT1, whose product is annotated as myelin transcription factor 1. The record is from RefSeq and is a predicted model, not a curated record. The transcript is spliced from 21 exons. Gene Ontology annotation, molecular function: DNA-binding transcription factor activity, RNA polymerase II-specific; zinc ion binding; RNA polymerase II cis-regulatory region sequence-specific DNA binding. Gene Ontology annotation, biological process: regulation of transcription by RNA polymerase II. Lineage: Eukaryota; Metazoa; Chordata; Aves; Accipitriformes; Cathartidae. The coding region runs from base 1 to 3348 and encodes 1115 amino acids. Gene Ontology annotation, cellular component: nucleus.
AUGAGUUUAGAAAAUGACGAUAAGAGAGCACGCACGCGAUCGAAGUCUAUCAGAGUGCCCACGGAGCUCAUCGGCCAGGAGGUGAGCUGUCCAACCCCAGGCUGUAACGGCUCAGGACACAUCCGUGGAAAGUAUGCAAGACACAGAAGUUUACAAAGCUGCCCUCUAGCAAAGAAGAGGAAACUUCAGGAUGCGGAGGCCGAACAUCUGGUGUCGAAGAGAAAAUCCCAUCCGCUCAAGCUGGCCUUGGAUGAAGGCUACAAUGUCGACAGCGACGGCAGCGAGGAGGCUGAGGCGAAGGAGGAGUCCGGCUCCGAAGAGUCGGAGGGGAUGUUGGAGGAAGACGAGGCGGAGGUGAUGGAGCAGGAGGAGACCCGCAGCCCUGAGCCGGCAGAAGGUAGAAGCCCAGCAAAAUCGACCCAUUAUGGACAAAACACGGCAACAAGUACGUCUGGGCCCAGCAAGGCCAACUAUAGCAGCUAUCAAGAAAUAAUUGCCAACUCUCUCCUAAACCUAGGCCAAAUAGCGGAGGAAACCCUCGCCAUCGAAGGGCAGCUGCCUGAAGCCGAGCUGCAGGUCUCCAAGCCGCCAUCCAACGUUGUGCAUCUGGUCCACGAGGACGUGGGAGAGGAGUUAGUGGAGGAGGAGUGCGACAAGGAGAUCAUCAUCCAGACGGAGGAUGCGGAGGAGGUCAUCGAGGUCACCAGUGAACGCAGCAGCGAGUUGUGUCCAGAGCACCGGGACGAUGCAAACUGCGAGGAGUCCUGCAAACUGCAGAAGGCUGAAGCAGAAGAAGAGGAUGAGGAGGAUGAGGAGGAGGAUGAAGAUGAGGAGGAGGAGGAGGAAGAAGAGGAGGAGGAAGAGGAAGAAGAAGAGGAGGAUGACGAGGAGGAGGAGAUGGCUCCUGAAGUGAUCUGCGAAGAAGCUCCUCACACUUCUCAGGACACCCAGAAAAGCCACUGUGAAGGGCAGUUCAGCCCGAAGCCCGAGUACUCGGUCAUCGUGGAGGUCCGGUCAGAUGACGACAAAGACGACGACGCCCGCUCCCAGAAAUCGGCAGUGACCGACGAGUCAGAGAUGUAUGACAUGAUGACGAGGGGGAACCUGGGGCUGCUGGAACAAGCCAUUGCGCUGAAAGCCGAGCAGGUGAAAAUUGUGCGGGAGCCCAGCCGACUGCCAGGAGAGCACGUAAAGCACUUCCAGGUGGACGAGAAACAGAGCAAACCGCUGGACAGCAUCCGAAAGAGCUACUACGGCAAAGAUCCCUCAAGACCCGAGAAGCGAGAAAUCAAAUGUCCGACUCCUGGCUGUGAUGGGACUGGCCACGUCACGGGACUCUACCCUCACCAUCGCAGCCUCUCUGGUUGUCCGCACAAAGACAGGAUCCCUCCCGAGAUCUUGGCGAUGCACGAGAACGUGUUGAAAUGCCCCACGCCAGGCUGCACAGGACAGGGUCAUGUCAACAGCAACCGCAACACGCACAGGAGUUUAUCUGGGUGCCCCAUUGCUGCUGCUGAAAAAUUAGCCAAAUCGCAUGAAAAGCAACAAACCCAGUCUGGUGAUCCUUCGAAGACCAGCUCCAAUUCUGACCGGAUACUCAGGCCUAUGUGCUUUGUGAAGCAACUGGAGAUCCCUCAGUACGGAAGCUACCGGCCCAACAUGGUCCCAGCAACCCCCCGGGCCAACCUGGCCAAGGAGCUGGAGAAGUACUCCAAGGUCACCUUCGAUUAUGCAAGUUUUGAUGCUCAGGUUUUUGGCAAACGCAUGCUUGCCCCAAAGAUUCAGACUAGCGAAACCUCACCUAAAGCCUUUAAAUGCUUCGACUACUCCCACGACGCCGAGGCUGCGCACAUGGCUGCCACUGCCAUCCUCAACCUCUCCACCCGCUGCUGGGAAAUGCCGGAGAAUCUCAGCACCAAGCAGCAAGAGGCCCCCGGCAAGUCCAUGGACAUUGAGGUGGAUGAAAAUGGGACUCUGGACUUGAGUAUGAACAAGCACCGCAAACGGGAGAGCACCUUUCCCAGCAGCAGCAGCUGCAGCAGUAGUCCCAGCAUGAAGUCCCCAGACGUGUCCCAGCGCCAAAACAGCACCAGUGCCACGAGCAGCACCAUGACCUCCCCCCAGUCCAGCCAGACCUCCCGCCAGGAUGAAUGGGAUGGGCCCAUUGACUACACUAAACCAAACCGUCAGCGGGAAGAGGAGCCAGAAGAGUCAGAGCCUGCCGCCCACUCUUUUGCCUCCUCGGAAGCUGAUGAGCAAGAAGUGUCGGAGGAAAACUUUGAAGAACGAAAAUACCCAGGGGAAGUUACUUUAACCAACUUCAAGCUUAAAUUCCUCUCCAAGGACAUCAAGAAAGAGCUGCUCACUUGCCCAACCCCAGGCUGUGACGGCAGCGGACACAUAACGGGAAACUAUGCCUCUCACCGCAGCCUUUCUGGUUGUCCUCUUGCUGACAAGAGCCUCAGAAACCUCAUGGCUGCCCACUCUGCUGACCUCAAGUGCCCUACUCCUGGUUGUGAUGGCUCUGGUCACAUAACAGGAAAUUAUGCAUCGCAUAGAAGUCUGUCAGGCUGCCCUCGUGCCAAGAAAAGUGGGAUCAAGAUCACCCCGACAAAGGAUGAUAAAGAAGACCCAGAGCUGAUGAAGUGUCCGGUUCCUGGCUGCGUUGGGCUUGGACACAUCAGUGGCAAAUACGCCUCUCACCGGAGCGCAUCAGGGUGCCCUCUGGCAGCCCGCAGGCAGAAGGAAGGAUCACUCAAUGGCUCCUCGUUUUCCUGGAAGUCGUUGAAGAACGAAGGCCCAACCUGCCCUACCCCGGGCUGCGACGGCUCCGGCCACGCCAACGGGAGCUUCCUCACUCACAGAAGUUUGUCAGGGUGUCCAAGAGCUACUUUUGCUGGGAAGAAAGGAAAACUCUCAGGGGAUGAAAUUCUCAACACAAAGUUCAAGACCAGCGAUGUUCUGGAGAACGAUGAGGAGAUCAAGCAGCUGAACAAGGAGAUCAGUGAGCUGAACGAGUCCAACUCGGAGAUGGAAGCAGCCAUGGUGAAACUGCAGUCGCAGAUCUCCACCAUGGAGAAGAACCUGAAGAACAUUGAGGAGGAAAACAAAAUCAUAGAGGAGCAAAACGAAGCCCUGUUCUUGGAGCUCUCAGGGUUGAGCCAGGCUCUAAUCCAAAGUCUUGCCAAUAUCCGCCUUCCGCACAUGGAGCCAAUUAGCGAGCAGAACUUCGAUGCGUACGUGAACACGCUGACCGACAUGUAUACCAACCAGGAGUGCUACCAGAACCCGGAGAACAAGGACCUGCUGGAGAGCAUCAAGCAAGCUGUCAAGGGCAUCCAGGUUUAGUGCCGUGGGAUGGAGACGAGCAAGCAAACAGACUGUAAGAUGGAACUUUCCCUCCAAGUA